Molecule: messenger RNA, 1309 nt
Organism: Parasteatoda tepidariorum (common house spider)
Lineage: Eukaryota; Metazoa; Arthropoda; Arachnida; Araneae; Theridiidae
Molecular function (GO): protein binding
Source: RefSeq, a predicted model, not a curated record
AAAGCAUUCAUAAUGGAUCUCUUGAGAAAAUCGAAUUUUAUCGUGCUCGAAUCCCGGGACUUUUAUCGAGCUCGAAGAUGCUGCUUCAGCAACCGGUCUGCAAAUGACUUGAAAAUAUAUAAAGCUAAGUUACCCCAGAUGAAUCCUUUUUAUUUAUUACCAACUAAUAUCGAAAAAUGUAUUCGAUUAAAAGCCACUCCUCCUGCAUGCUGAGUAUUGCAGCGUUUCUUUUAUCCGUGUCAAAAUGUUACACUGCACCUGCAACCACUUCUGCAAAUAACAAUUCCUGCAUUUCAAGUACAAAUGACUUUGAUUUACAUUGUUCAUAUCUGAAAAGCUUCGAUGCGCUAAAUUCUGUUCUUUCAAAUUUGCAAGAGAAUGUUGUAUUAAUGCAAAUAAGUAAUUUAAAUUGGACUCAUAUACCUCUAAAUGUGUUUCGAAAUGUGAGCUUGAACACGCUGAUUAUUUCAAACAGUACGUUUGAAUCAUUUCAGAAUUCUUCAACCGAUCUUGGACUUCACCAUUUAUCUUUGGAAAAUGUGUCAUUCCAAACAAAACCGGUUUGGGAAGAUUUUGAGCAUUUAAGGAAUUUGCAAACAUUGUCCAUGUAUAAUGUGACGCUCAACAGCACCAUCGACUCCAGUUUUUGCCAUUCGAUUUCUAAAUCGAUAAAAUCCGUGACAAUAGCUGCUGGUAAUGUAAGUGAUAUCAGACCAGACAGCUUCAGAGUGCUCACGAGUUUAACUUAUCUGCGAAUUUCUCAUAAUAAAUUGAGAACUUUCCCAAAACUGGUGCUAAAGAACCCCUCUAGUUUGGAACAUUUAAGACUUGAUUACAACAGAAUCUAUUCUCUUCCAUCGGGUGUGUUUGACAAUCUCUCAAAUUUAAAAGUUCUGAGUCUCAGUAAUAACUCAAUCUCAACUCUUGCAGAAGAAGUAUUUUCACCCGUUUGGAGACCAGAUGUUCAUGUUGAAUUAAGAGAUAACCCCAUUAAAUGUGAUUGCAAGCUGCAAUGGGCAGUGACAUCUUCGAGAAAACCUUUGGAUAUAGUUGGACAAUGCGCUCACCCUAAAGCCCUCUACGGAAAACAAAUCAAAGAUCUAAAAGCCGAAGAUUUAUCUUGUUGAUUCCAGCUGCUGUUUCGAUGAAAUAUCGUUUUUAAUCUAAUUUCAUAUUUCUUCCAAAGUUAAAAUUCUAAUAUCUACUCUUACUCACUAUUUUCUUAUUGUAAAUACCGACGAUAUAGUUCUUAUCCAAUGCAAUUAAAUUUUAUGAGAAAAAAAAAUAAAAUUGAAAUAUUCCCUUCUCG